GUCGUGUGUGGGUGGGUUUGUGUGAGGCGGAGAGAAGGCCGCCGCGCAAGAGUGGGGAAAAAAAAAACACCGGGCGAGGCCUGAGGCGAAAGUGGCCGCCGCCGCCGCCUCUUCUCCUUUCCCCCUUCCCCCCCCCACCACCCAUCUUCUUCGGGGAGAGCGAGGCUGAGGCCCAGCCUGAUCCGAAGGCCUCAUCGCAAUCCGGGACAACGGCUGGACCGCUAUUAUGCGCCACAGUCUGGCCCAGCUCUUAGCGGCCUCGUCGGGCCAGGGAAAACCCGGAGAGGCGGUCGCGGCCUGCUCGCUUCCGAGCCCGGGAGCCGAGCGGCGGCCUGUGGAGGAGACGGAAACCGCGGGGGCGGCGGCGGCCAUGGCCGAGGAUUCCUUGGAGGAGCCUGAGGAAGGCGAGCUGCUCUUCCCCGCGGGGCUGGAGCUGGACGCCUGGCUGGAGGCGGCGGUGGGCGGCGGCGAGGCCUCCCCUCCUCCGGCCUGGGGUAGGGUGAGCCCGCCGGCCGAGGCGUCGCGGCCUUCGAGCUCUUCUAGGUCGGCGCGGCCGGGCGGCAACCGCCUGAAAGCGGCGGCGGCGGCUCGCCUCAACCGGCAGAAGAAGAAGCUGUACGUGCAAGGCCUGGAGACGCGGCUUCAAGGCUUGGCGGCCGAGAACCGGCAGCUCCGCGACCGCAACCGGGGCCUCUGCCGGCGCCUGCGCGACCUGGAACGGGAGACGGGCUACUUGAGGGCCGUGCUGGCGAACCAGAGCGCUUUGGGCCGCUUGCUCGGACGCUUGGCCGGAGACGGCAGCCUCGGGCUCCGCAUGAGGAUCAGCACCAGCCUCUUCCAAGAAACGGCGGGCGGAGCCUUCGGAGAGAACGGCGACCACGACUACGCGCUCCCCAUCCCGGCGGAAGAACCGGCGGAGAAACUCCCCAUCUCGUCGUCGUCGUCUGCCAGCCCCGGCGGCGUUUGCCUCCACGUGGACCGCGACCACCUUUCGGUGGAGUUUUGCUCUCUCUGCGCCAAGCGGGCGGCCAGCUCGGAGACUUUGGCGGCCGCUGCUGCUGCUUCUCCUCUUCCUCCUCUUCCUCCUCCUCCUGCUGCUUCCUCCUUGCUCUCCAAAAUUUUCUCUUUUAGGUGCUUGCCCUGCCAGGCUCCGUUGUGUAGGGGUUAAAAGAACAGUCGUUUACCACCUCGCAACCUGGUAAGGAUCCAUAAUAUUCCCAUAAUGUGGUAUCGGACAGUUUGCAUUGGUACUUAGCCUGUUUUUCUUUAAAAAAAAAAAGAUUUGGUCUGGUCCAGGAGUUAGAAGUAGAUCUGGAGGCAGUUCCAAAAAUUAGUUAAUUUUGAUUAAUCAAGUUUCAAGAAAUGGCUAUUCAAGUUAGCACUACUUUCCUUUGUCAUUCUAAAUUUUUAACAUGUUCCUGACAAGACACUUGUAGAAAUUAUUUUAAUGUAAUAUUUUAAAAUAAUAGGUUAAGAUUUGGGGGGGAAAUGCUGCUAAAUGUACAUUUAGCAAUAUGUUGCGUGGAGAAAGGGGAAUCAAAACCAUUUUUUUGACUGAGACAAUGUGAGUAUAUCUUUAAAGAAAUAAAAUAUACCUCAACAUUUACUUUAGAACUUGGACUUUUCUAGUGGAAUGAACUACUGAGUUUUGCAGUUUUGACAAUGUUUAGUGAGGAGGCAAUUGCUAUAAACUUUCCCAGUUAAUACGAGAUUAUUUGUCCAUAUACUUGGCUGUUGUUAUUAUAAUAAUGUGUCCUUAUCUGCAAGGAAGCAAAUAAGCCCACAGAUUGUUUUAGUAAUAUCAGUGCUCUAUCACUACAUUGCUGCAUGCAUUUUGAAGACUACCUAGAAAUAUUUUAGUCUAGUGAAUUUUGUUUAG
Molecule: messenger RNA, 1879 nt
Organism: Ahaetulla prasina
Lineage: Eukaryota; Metazoa; Chordata; Lepidosauria; Squamata; Colubridae
Gene: CREBZF
Product: CREB/ATF bZIP transcription factor
Exons: 2
Coding region: 227-1168 (313 amino acids)
Biological process (GO): regulation of DNA-templated transcription
Molecular function (GO): DNA-binding transcription factor activity
Source: RefSeq, a predicted model, not a curated record